AUGAGGCAACUCUAUGCAACAAAAUACCAUCUUUGGUCAGGCUUCAGAGACUGCAGUGAGCAGCAAGUGAAACUUGGGCCUUAUCCGGAGACCCAAGUGUUGAUUGUGCAGCUUCAUGAAGCUAGGUGUUCUCAUGAGGGAGAGCCACCUCUUGCAUACCACCUGGAACCUCAACAUAGAUUCAUAGGCAAGUGGGACAGUACGUCCUCGAGGAUUGACUCUCAGCCAAUUUCUACCUUGACGUUGUUCUUCUCCUUUUCAAUUUCAGCCAACCAUGGGCGCAAGGCUUUGGAGACUUUCAUCGAACAGCACAGCUGCUGGCCAAGGGGUGCUGAUGUUGUUCUCUGCAUCGAAAAGGCAUUAGCUCAGUCUGGGGUGUCUAGGGAAUAUGUUCGUUACAUCAACACACAUGCUACAUCCACACCGGCUGGCGGCCCAGAGACCUCAAAGAGUAUAAUGCUCUUAUUCAUUGUUUUGGCCAAAAUCCUGAGAGUGAACUCUACAAAAUCCAUCAUUGCUCGCCUACUUGGAGCAGCUGGUACUGUAGAAGCUGUUGCACCACUACAGAUACAUCCGCCAAACUUCAUUUUCUGGUCAAUGGUUCAACCUACAUAUGAUGACAAAGAUUCCAUUAAUGAAGAUGUCGGCGAAGCUUUUGCAGGUGACAAUGAUGGUGGAAUGGAUUAUGGGAUUAAGCAGAGCUUGGAGGAACAACAUUUUGAUUUUGCUGAAGUUGGCUAUGCAUUGAACAAAAUGUCAAUCACACUAAAGGAUUCCUUACAUAGUAGUGGAAGAUGCAAACUGCAGAACUGUAUUGGUUGUACAACAGACAUUAUGAUGGCCUCAGAGGAUUGUGGCAAGCUGAUGAUGAGUGAGAUGCGUAGUCGUAGACUUCCCUUUCAAGCGAACCACACGAACCAAUUGGUGAGUACUGUAGCAAACAAAAGGAUAUCUUGUAAAAUGAGAAUCGAACCCGCUCUCAUGGCCUGCAGCGGUGGCAUUCCUCAGCUCUCUCACAGACUCAUCGACUCUCUGGCCUUCCGCUUUACCGCCAAAGCUUUUCGCGCUUUCCCCAAGGCGCUUACGACGUCGUUCCCAGUUCGUUCCACCCAGCAAGCUUUUCACAAAGUUCUCACUUGUGCCUCCGACGAUGAUGUCUUCACUUGGGACGACGUCGUUCGGAUAUCUAAACCGGAAACUCUUUCCGACGGCCCUUCAGAUCUCAGGGGCUACUGGGAAAAGAUCAAAAUCUGCAAUCGCAGACUGGAAUCGCAAUCUGAGUUCCUUUCCUUUGUAAUUGAGGACCAAAUCGUUGGUUACGUUCACAAAGGUUUUGCUGAGAAUUUACGUAGUUUCAAGGACGUGUUUACUUUCCCACCAGAAAAUUCAAACUCUAAUGGCAGUUCAAUAACCUUGCAUUCAUCGCUGAGCACAGCUGAGGACAGGACGAGAGCGGUGGGAGAUGUAAUCAAAAGCUUAGGGGAAGAACAUAUUCCUGGUAUAAGGAAUGAGCUAUACCCUGUGACAUCAUCCUUUGGAGCACCCAUAUUUUUCUCUCUAGAACGUGCAGCUGCUCCUUAUUUUGGAAUAAAGGCUUAUGGAGUGCAAAUGAAUGGCUAUGUUGAAAAGGAUGGGAAGAAGUUUCUAUGGAUAGGGAAGAGAAGUCAACAGAAAACCACUUAUCCAGGGAUGCUUGAUCAACUAGUUGCUGGGGGACUGCCUCAUGGGGUUGCAUGUGGGGACAAUGUUGUAAAGGAAUGUGAAGAGGAAGCCGGAAUACCCAGUUCCAUGUCUAGUGUAGCUAUACCAGUUGGUGCUGUUUCAUAUAUGGACAUUGAUGGGUAUAGAUUCAAAAGGGAUGUUUUGUUUUGCUAUGAUUUAAAACUUCCUGAGAGUUUCACGCCUAAGAAUCAAGAUGGAGAGGUGGAGAGCUUCAAGUUGAUACCUGUGACGGAUGUUGCAAGCAUUAUACGAAGGACACAAUUUUUCAAGUCAAAUUGCUCUCUUGUCAUCAUUGAUUUCCUGUUUCGACACGGGUACAUUAGGCCCGAAUGCUUUGGAUACCUGGAUCUACUACAAAGUUUGAGGAGUGGUGAUUGUUCGUAA
Prunus armeniaca (apricot) is the source of this 2106-nucleotide messenger RNA. The record is from the annotation of a GenBank genome assembly. Lineage: Eukaryota; Viridiplantae; Streptophyta; Magnoliopsida; Rosales; Rosaceae.